GUGAACAAAAAUAUAAUCUAAUAAACUGCAAUUAAGGCAUAUUGAAUGUUAAAAUGCCUUUCAAAUAUGUUAAGUGGGUAUCAUAACCCAUUUUACUCUUAGUAAUUCAAUAAUUGAAUAAAUGUUAAAAAUCUGUAAGUUCAUAUUAGAGGUAUCGUAUCGGUAUCGAUAUCGGCGAUACUGGCCUUGAAAUCAGUAUCGUAUCGAAAACAAAAUAAGUGGUAUCGCCCUUCCUUCUAGAGUCUUUAUAUGCCUAUACAGUGGAGAUUCAGCUGCUGGGACGUUACUAAAGGUGUAACCAUAGACAUUGAAUGUGAUUCACAACAAAGACUUCCUUACGUCAGACACGGUCAGGUGGCAGUUAUACACACCUACAUAUUCAAAUUAACUUUGAAGUAUCUGGGCUGAAAUGAAACCUAAAUUACUGAACGUAACUCCGUCUUAGCUGUGUGACACUCGGCGAGUUGCUCCCAAAUUAUCCAGAAACAUGGGCAAAAAAAGGGUUCACUUCGCAAAUGGUCUCCACAGAGGAAACAGACAUUUGCCCAAAGACACUUUCACACCUCUUCCUUAUAGACGUGUGUACGGACGACAGAGGCCUUCAGAGAAGGGGAGAAAGUGUCUCCAUGGUAUGGCUAUAUGUGCUCAACAGACCUGGCCUCAUAAUCAGCAAGAAUUACCAACACAAAGAGGCCAUGGCUCAAAUGUCAAGACUCUGCUGAAUAUAAUUAUAAAGGACCUGCAGCCCUUAAACGCUGUGAAAGGAUCUCAUCUUGCACGGAUUCUACAACCCUCUUUAGAUGUUCCCUUCCAGAUCCGAACUGAACUUCAGAACCUUUACAGGGACAAGAGGUUGGAAGUACAGAAAGCAGUCAAUAACACAACUAACCUCACUCUCUCAGCUGAGCUGUGGAACUCCAGUGAGAUGUUCUACCUGACAGUAUCUUGUCACUUAAUUAAUGAAAACUGGGAACUAAAAUCAUACGUUUUGGAAACAGCUCAUUUACUCACCGAUCAUACAGCAGAAAAAGCCGUAGAGCAACUUUUGAGAAUUUCAAACGAAUGGAACAUUACAAAAAAGACCGAAUUUGUGGUUACGAAUGUUAACGGCAUGAAGAAGGCCCAUAUCAACGGAUGCAGAUGGACCUAUAUACCUUGUUUUGCUUAUACUCUGGAUAAAGUUUUCAAAGAAACAAUAAUGUUCUCCGACUGGGAACCUCUGCUCAGGAAAUGUCAGCAAAUAGUUGCGUUUUUCCACCAAAACGAGAAAGCCUCGCAAAAACUCCAGGAGUAUCGUGAUUCUCUCCAUCUCGAGCGAAAAGAACUGACUCAAUCCUCUGGUCUAAAGUGGUUCCCUACUCUCCAUAUGCUGAAGAACAUCUUAGUGCUGUGGCCAGCCAUUUUUAAGGUUUUUGUCGACAAAAGAAUCGAGGAUCUUUGCCUGAACGAGAAUGAAAGAAAAAUAGUUGAAAACAUUGUAGCAGUACUGGAUAUUCUAAAGGAUGUCACAGAGAAAGUAGGAAAAGAAGGGUUCAGCCCCAUCUCAAACAUCAUACCGCUUGUCCAAAUGCUGCAGGAGAGGCUGAGAAACCUGAUGAUGAUGGAGAACAGAAUAGCAAAGAAACUGUCCGAAAAAUGUGACUAUCAUAUCGGCAGCAUCAAGCAAAACCUUUGGUUUAGAGUUUGCACAGCGCUGGACCCGCGAUACAAAACCAGGGUGCUGCGGGACGCUGGCAUUGAAGAUGUUACAGCAGAAAUCAGGAGACACAUCAGGGGAGAAACACACACUUACGACAUUGAGAGUGAAGAGUCAGUCUGGCAAAAGUACUGGAAAUUAACAGGAAUUUCAGGGAACACACUCGAAUUCUGGAAGACCAAAGAAGAGUUUCAAAAACUGGCAACGGUGGCCCGCAAGUACCUCACAGUGGUCUCCACUUCCAUUCCAAUGGAGCGCGUGCACCAGCCACAUACAUCACAGAUCGUCAACAGGAGAAACUGCCUGGAGCCAGAAAAUCUCAAUAUGAUACUGUUUUUGAACAGCAACCACUGAGAGAAAAAAAACCCAGUAUGUACUAUAUGUAUAAACUAUUUAUAAAUGAUGCUUAGCAAUGCCAAAUACUGUAUGUCAAAAUGUAUAUAUCAAAAUGUAAAUUCAUGUAAACCUGCAAAAGUCUAUCCAUUCUAUUUAUACAUCUAUGAAUUAAAGCUUAAGACAAUGACAAUGAAAACCCUAAAACGUUAAGUUAGAACGAGAAAGAACCUUGGAGGAAUAAAUGACCAAAUUAAGAGAUGAUUGCUAUGAUUCUAUGUGCUCAAAAAAGGAACAUAUUGAACAAUAUUAAGACAAAUUAACAAAUAGCAGAUACAACUGUAAACGAAGUUCUCUAUAGAGUUCAAUGAAACUUUUAUAGGAGUAAGUUUCACUUUCUCAAAAACGCAACCGAAACAAAAGAAUAAAUUAGGUAAAGCAGGUGAGCUGGAGUUAAAUUUAGCACUAAUUAAAUGUCAACAUUUGUUUAUUCAAAACAACACAAAUUGUGCAAAAAAGAAAGUGUGGAUAAUUACAUUGUCAUCUGAAGUGUGCAAUACCACAGCAAAAAAAAAAAAAAAAAAAAAAAAACUACA
Messenger RNA from Megalobrama amblycephala (Wuchang bream), 2625 nucleotides. Its product is annotated as E3 SUMO-protein ligase ZBED1. NCBI's taxonomy places the organism in Eukaryota, Metazoa, Chordata, Actinopteri, Cypriniformes, Xenocyprididae. The transcript has 4 exons. The record is from RefSeq and is a predicted model, not a curated record. Bases 488 to 2050 code for a protein of 520 amino acids. Gene Ontology annotation, molecular function: protein dimerization activity.